Molecule: messenger RNA, 1241 nt
Organism: Gastrolobium bilobum
Lineage: Eukaryota; Viridiplantae; Streptophyta; Magnoliopsida; Fabales; Fabaceae
Product: clathrin light chain 2-like
Exons: 3
Coding region: 76-978 (300 amino acids)
Biological process (GO): clathrin coat assembly; clathrin-dependent endocytosis; intracellular protein transport
Cellular component (GO): plasma membrane; clathrin coat of trans-Golgi network vesicle; clathrin coat of coated pit
Molecular function (GO): structural molecule activity; clathrin heavy chain binding
Source: RefSeq, a predicted model, not a curated record
UUGGCCCUUAAAACUCGCGAUUCGAAUUCGAAACGCCACAUCACCUUUGGAGCGGUGAUCGCCGGAAUAUUAGCCAUGUCAUUCACCGGCAGCUCCAGCCAGCCGUUCGACGACGAAGGCGGCUUCGUCGGCUACGAUCCCCGGCUCCAGUCACAGCGCUUCGACUCGUUCUCCAACUUCGACGCCGACUCGGUCAAGGACUCGGCCGAUGACUCGUCCCCGAUUUUCGGCGGCGGCGGCUCGUACGCUGCCGGGGACGACGUGUUCUCUUCUCAGGCGGUGCCGGAGACUCCUUCUCCGCCGUCGAUCUACUCUGCCGCUGGGGGAUUCGCCGCGUUCUCCCCCGACCAGAAUGGGGAGGGCGUGGACGGAGGUUUCGGCACCUCCGAUGGCCCGAUCUUGCCGCCUCCGGUGGAUAUGGUGCCGGAGGAGGGGUUUGCUCUGAGGGAGUGGCGAAGACAGAACGCUAUUCGAUUGGAGGAGAAAGAGAAGAAGGAGAAGGAGAUGCGGUUGCAGAUCAUAGAGGAAGCGGAUGAGUACAAAAUUGAGUUUUACAAGAAGCGUGAGGUUAAUGUUGAGAACAACAAGGCUUCUAACAGGGAAAGAGAGAAGCUAUUUUUGGCAAGCCGGGAGAAGUUCCAUGCUGAAGCUGAUAAAAACUACUGGAAGGCAAUUGGUGAACUUAUACCCCAUGAAGUGCCUACUAUAGAGAAAAGAGGGAAAAAGGACAAAGAGAAGAAGCCUUCUAUUGUUGUAAUCCAGGGACCAAAGCCAGGGAAGCCAACUGAACUAUCAAGAAUGCGCCAAAUAUUAUUGAAGCUCAAGCAUAAUCCCCCUCCACAUAUGAAGCCUAAGCCUCCCCCAUCUUCAGAAACCAAAAAGGACGCUAAAACUGGACCUCCUGAUGGAGCUAGUACAAGUACUACGCUUCCCAAGGUUUUGCCUGUGGCAACUACUGAGGCUGUUGCUGCAGCUUGAGGUUGGUGCUAUUUGCCCAUUCUACAUGUGAAAAUCAGUUUGUCAAGUUUGUGAUGGCUUUGAGUUUGUGAGCAUGUUAGUGUAGUUUGUGUGGUAGUAUUUUAUGUACAAAAUACCUGUAUCGGUUUUGGUUGUGUAGUCUAGUGGUAUAUUCUCCUCCUCAGAACUUAAUUUUGGCUGCAAGUCCUGUUUGUGGCCUAUCUACAUUAUCUUUGCGAUAGACAUUUUAUAAAUACGCACUGCUUUUUCUUUGAAUUUGGCAU